Molecule: messenger RNA, 1729 nt
Organism: Gastrolobium bilobum
Lineage: Eukaryota; Viridiplantae; Streptophyta; Magnoliopsida; Fabales; Fabaceae
Product: cell division cycle 20.1, cofactor of APC complex-like
Exons: 4
Coding region: 267-1535 (422 amino acids)
Biological process (GO): positive regulation of anaphase-promoting complex-dependent catabolic process; positive regulation of ubiquitin protein ligase activity; anaphase-promoting complex-dependent catabolic process
Cellular component (GO): anaphase-promoting complex
Molecular function (GO): ubiquitin ligase activator activity; protein binding; anaphase-promoting complex binding
Source: RefSeq, a predicted model, not a curated record
UUCGUUCACUUGUUAUCUCCAACUCACUCACACGCUCUCUCUCUCUCUGAAUCUCUCUUUCUCUCUUGUUCUGAUCUUUCAAGCUCUGAAGCUGAGGCUCCAAUUCAAACAUAACGACCACGCGCCGCCGCCAUUCAUUUUAUAUUUUUUUCUCUCUGUUCCUCUAUUUUCGUUCCAUUUGAUUUUCUGCAUUGUGUUUUUUCUGUUUUUGCAGGGUUUCUUAAAUUCUUCUUCUUCCAUCGAUCCUAGAGAAUUCCCUCCACAGAAUGAACAAUUGGGAAAACUUGGAUAGGUUCAUUCCCAAUAGGUCAGCCAUGGACUUCAGUUACGCUCACUGCAUGCUUACAGAGGGAAUGAAGAUCAAACAAAAUCCAACGGAGGAGGUGACUUCGCCGUCGCGAGAACUCUUCCGGAAGAGACUGGCAGAGGCCUUGAACAUGAAUAGGACUCGAAUUUUGGAAUUCAAGAAUAAGCCACCACCGCCGGUUGAAUUAAUCCCAAAGUAUAUCCUUUCCCCUCCUCCUCGAUCUUCCAAACCCAUGCGAUACAUUCCUCAGAAAUCUGAGAAGACCUUGGAAGCACUUGGCAUCAUAGACGACUUUUCCUUGAACUUACUAGACUGGGGUAGCAGCAACGUUCUCAGUAUCGCACUUGAAGAUACUGUAUAUCUAUGGAAUGCCGAUGAUAGCUCCACUUCAGAACUUGUCACUGUUGAAGAGGAAGAUGGUCCCAUUACAAGUGUUAGCUGGGCACCUGAUGGACGCCGUUUAGCCAUUGGUUUGAACAAUUCCCAUGUCCAGCUCUGGGAUUGUUUCGAUACUAAGCUGCUGAGAACACUGAGGGGUGCACACGAAUCACGAGUGAGUUCACUAGCUUGGAACAAUCAUAUCCUCACAACAGGAGGAUUGGAUGGUAGAAUUGUUAACAAUGAUGUCAGAGUAAGAUCCCACAUUGUUGGAACCUACAGUGGACAUCAACAGGGGGUGUGUGGGCUGAAGUGGUCUGCCUCAGGAAGACAAUUGGCAAGUGGAGGCAAUGAUAAUCUCAUUCAUAUAUGGGACAGAUCCAUGGCCUCUUCGAAUUCAACAACUCGUUGGCUUCACAGGCUUGAUGAGCACAAAGAUGCUGUAAAGGCACUGGCUUGGUGUCCAUUUCGGGAAAAUAUGCUAGCUUCUGGUGGAGGUGCGGGUGAUCAGUGCAUUAGGUUUUGGAACACAAACACUGGUGCAUGCUUGAACUCUGUUAGCACGGGAUCUCAAGUGUGUGCUCUGCUGUGGAACAAGAAUGAGCGUGAGUUGCUUAGCUCGCAUGGUUUAACCCGUAACCAACUCACUCUUUGGAAAUAUCCUUCUAUGGUGAAGAUGGCAGAGCUCAAUGGUCAUACCUCCAGGGUGCUGUUUAUGACACAAAGUCCAGACGGGUGUAUGGUGGCAACUGCAGCAGGGGACCAGGAACUGCGUUUUUGGAAGGUCUUUGGAACCCUAGCAUCGAAGGCAAAAACUGAGCCCUUUGCUAAUUUCAACCGUAUCCGUUGAAGAUCGCAUGUAUAGGAGAUAAUGUGUUUUGUCUAAGGGGAGCAAUUUUGUAUUAAUUUUUUUUUUCAUUUUGUAUUGUUUCCAUGACCUUUUUUGUAAGUAUAUCCUGACAAAUGUAUAAACAUUUAAACAUGUACAUAUUGGGCGAAUUUAUCUGUACAGAAAGAGCUAAUUACUUUGAAUGAAUGCCAUGU